AAUCCUUCGAGUAUCAGCACAAGCAUUCGUGGUCCAGGUCGGGGCCGCCAGGCUCGACCAAAAAGAUGUCGUCUCUCCUCGAAGAUCUCCGGGCGUUCCUGAGACUAGUCUUUUCCUCGUGGUCUUGAGGUUUGGUCAGCCCUGUGCGUCAUUUCCCUCUCAACCUACCGUGUACUUCUUCUCUCAGAUACGCAGAGUCGCCACGGCCGUAGAGAUCGUCGCGCUGCGGAUCUCGGAUCACGUGUUGGCUCAAACUCGUGUCGAUGAUGGAGCAGAAACUGCUCUGGUGUUGGGCGGUGGGCGUAGCAAUGGCUAACCCCAUGGCUUCUCGAUCAGAACUACUAUCGAGACAAGUCGAUGGCGCAGUCGCAGAGAACGUCUUCCUGCGGAGAGCAUAUCACUCUUCUGCGGUCCUCAACGGCAGAGUCUACAUUGAUGGUGGAGAAUUCUCAUAUUCGAGUAGCAGUGGGCCGACAUAUCAAUACUCGUCGACAUUACUAUCAAUCGAUCUGUCGGCAGAUUUCGAGCCAGACACCGUGAGCUUCACAUCGAUAGCCAAGCCAGCGGGCGUUCCGGAUCUGAACAGGGCUGGCAUAUGGGUUGAUCAGACGUCGGGCCUGCUUUACACGGGCUUUGCUGGUCUCACAUCGGAUUUCGGCGACGCGCCAACGGUAGCGCAGGGCUUGUGGUCGUUCGAGCCCAGCGCUGAUGGAGCAACGGGGUCGUGGACGAAUCUCAACGACACGGCAGAUGCAUACUUCACAACACAGCCGCGGCACUACGCCGGACCGGUCGCCAGUGGGAAUGGGACUGGAUACUUCCUAGGUGGGCAAAUAUUGGACAAUGGAACCGAAGUGCCCGUCAGUGGUCUCCUCAAGUACGACUUUGCUACGAAGACCGCGGCCAACUCCACGGUCUCUGGAAUAUCCACCUCUGGAUACCUGCAGCGCGGCAUGAUGCAAUAUGUGCCCAACUUUGGGCCCGCCGGCGUGAUCAUCGCCGCCGGGGGCCAUCAGCUGCAAAAAGGGUCGUCCGAGAAAUACCUGCUGUCGUUCAACUCGGUCCAGGUCUUCGACCCCGCGACAGACACCUGGUACGAACAGACCACGACCGGCAACAUCCCCGAGGGCCGCAAGGAGUACUGCAUGGCCGGCGCCGCGUCGUCCAACGACACGUACGAGAUCCUGGUGUACGCGGGCUGGGACGGGAACCUGGGCUCGAGCUCGAUCCCGUGGGACGAGGCGUACGUGCUGUCCCUGCCGUCCUUCCACUGGUUCAAGGCCGACUUCCAGGCCCUCCGCCCACGCCACGGCCUCACAUGUGAGCACAUCGGCGGGGGCCAGGUCCUGGCGAUCGGCGGUGUCGACACGACCCAGAAUGGGCCGGUCAGCCUUUACGACGACGUGUUUAACACGCGGGACACCCACGACCAGGGGCUGGCGGUAUUUGAUAUGAGCAGCCUGUUGUUUACGACUGGGUACAGGAGCAACCAGACGGUGUAUAAUCUGGCGACAGACGUGCAGAAUUAUUACAAUGACCACGACCGCAUGGCCGAUUUCGCCUACACGGGCCUGAAGGAUCUCUUCGCCGUUCAGAACUUCUCCGCCGCAGCGACCGACGACACCGGGUCGGGGGAGAGCUCGUCAGGAACAGGAAACUCCGGGGGCGCGUCCGGCUCGUCCUCGGGCUCAUCGAAUCCCGGCGACAACCCGGGGUCCGCAGCCCCGAGCAGCAACACAGGUGCCAUAGCCGGCGGGGUCGUGGGCGGUGUGGUAGGCGUUGCUCUGGUCGCCGCUGCCGUGUUCUUCCUCCUCAGGCGGAGGAAGGCAAAGCGGGCGGCGCUGCAGCAGAACAUCGAGGGCGCCGGCGCUGGCGCGGGGGAGAAGACGUUCUACAGCGGAGGUGGUCCUUCCUCGGGCGUGUACUACAGCCAGGUGCCGCAUGCUGAGAUGCCGGGGCAGGCGCCGCCGAGGUCGGAAGUCUCGGGGUCGUCGCCGCAUGCAGAAUUGCCGGACACGAAUAGGUACGAGUUGGCUUCUUGAACGGCUUUCUGUAUUUGCCCAAGGAGCGGGGCGGAGCAGCGCACGAUGUGGAUGCGUAGCCUCGUGGAAGAGGGCAGACAGCACCGACUUGUGUCCAUAGUAUUGGAUAGUAAUGUGUACAAAUAUUAAUAAUG
This is a messenger RNA of Diaporthe batatas, 2176 nucleotides long. RefSeq lists its product as uncharacterized. The record is from RefSeq and is a predicted model, not a curated record. Gene Ontology annotation, molecular function: protein binding. Lineage: Eukaryota; Fungi; Ascomycota; Sordariomycetes; Diaporthales; Diaporthaceae. Bases 264 to 2042 code for a protein of 592 amino acids. The transcript has 5 exons.